Mauremys mutica (yellowpond turtle) is the source of this 1392-nucleotide messenger RNA. RefSeq names its product palmitoyl-protein thioesterase ABHD10, mitochondrial-like. Gene Ontology annotation, biological process: protein depalmitoylation. Gene Ontology annotation, cellular component: mitochondrion. Gene Ontology annotation, molecular function: hydrolase activity, hydrolyzing O-glycosyl compounds; palmitoyl-(protein) hydrolase activity. NCBI's taxonomy places the organism in Eukaryota, Metazoa, Chordata, Testudines, Geoemydidae. The transcript has 6 exons. The coding region runs from base 183 to 1010 and encodes 275 amino acids. The record is from RefSeq and is a predicted model, not a curated record.
AGGGCACCUCAGUGCUUCCAGCUGCGCCAAGACACUGAGCUGCCCAGGAACAGGAGGAAAACAACUCGCCGAGCUCCCCGCGGCCUCUGCGAAAGCUGCAUGUUCUGGCUGUAGGGCCGGCGUCGAGCCACAGCCUCUGCCCCUGCUGGAACAAAACCGCUGGCCGCGCGUCCCACCCCACCAUGGCAUCCCCUUUGUUCUUGUCGCGGGGAGCCCUGCCCCGCUUGGCUUACUACAGGCUGGCCGGUCGCAGCCCCGGCAUCGUCUUCCUCUUGGGCUUCCACGACACCAGGGCGAACCCCAAGUGCCUGGCCGUGGAGCAGUUCUGCCAGGAGUCGGGACGGGCUUUCCUGAGCUUUGACUACACGGGCUGCGGCAGCUCAGAGGGGUGUUUUGAGGACUGUUUGAUGGGCCACUGGAAAAACGAUGUUCUAACAGUGCUGGAUGAACUCACCAGCGGGCCGCAGAUCCUCGUUGGUGUCAGCAUGGGAGGCUGGCUCAUGCUUUUAGCAGCCCUGGAGCGGCCAGGGAGGGUGGCUGGGCUGGUGACCACAGGAAUCGGGGCAGAUGCCUUCCUAAUGCUGUACAGAGAGCUCCCUCCGGAGGUGAAGGGCGAAGUGGAGCAGACGGGAGUCUUGAACUACGUGAUAGCUGGGGCCGGGUCUGUGCUACUUAAGCGGGAGUUCUUUACGGAGGCGGAGGAGCACAGCGUGCUGGGGCGCCCGUCCAUCCCCAUCACCUGCCCCGUCCGGCUGCUCCAUGGCAUGCAGGACCAGUUCAUACCCUGGGGCAGGGCCGUGCAGGUGGCUGAGCAGCUGGAGAGCCAGGAUGUCCGCAUCACGCUGUUCAAGGAUGGGCAGCACGGCCUGAGGGGAGUGGAGGAGGUGAGGGUGCUCGUGGGGACGGUCAGGGACCUUGCUGAGAGCCUGCAGAGAGAGCCAGGCCUCAGAGAGAGACUGGAAGCUGCUGUGACGACAGAGCCCACUGAUGGGGCAGCGGUGACCAGCUAAGGAGCCCUUUCUGGGCCACGCUGAACCUAGCCCCAUCUAAUCCGUUAAUGAAGAGAUUGCGUAGUGCUGGCUCCCCACUGCCCAAAGGCCCAAGCCGACCCCAUUAGCACCAGGAGGUGCUCAGAGCCUGGGCUUGCUAAUGAGCUCCCUGCAGGGGUGAGGUGACUGCACUCAGCUUGUAGCGCUGGGUGAGUCUGCUAAUGGCCAGUGCAUCUGGAAAGUGGCUGCUGGGGGGGGAUUGGCUGCCACAGCGAUUGAACGUGGGGUCUCUGGGUCCAGAAUAGAAACAUGGCUCAACACCCUGCCCUCCAGAAACACUGGAGAAAACCCAAAAAGGGCUCAGGUCUUUGAGAAAAACAUUAAACUUUCCUGAAAAAAUUCA